Brassica napus (rape) is the source of this 2115-nucleotide messenger RNA. RefSeq names its product RING-H2 finger protein ATL75-like. The record is from RefSeq and is a predicted model, not a curated record. Gene Ontology annotation, biological process: protein ubiquitination. The coding region runs from base 1239 to 1916 and encodes 225 amino acids. Lineage: Eukaryota; Viridiplantae; Streptophyta; Magnoliopsida; Brassicales; Brassicaceae. The transcript has a single exon. Gene Ontology annotation, molecular function: transferase activity.
UAACGAGGCAUUAUGUAAUGAAAGAUGGAGAAUCAAGGAGGAAUGUUGAAGAUAAACAUGCAAUAAAAUAAUGAUUUUCCAGAUUUUUUUUGACCGAUUGAAAUGACCGCCUUUUGUUAUUUUAAUAUUUUCACCUUGCUAUAAAUAUGUGUAUUACCCCUUUGUUAUAAGUUGAGUUUACGAUUGAAACAAUAAUCAAAAAGAUCAGUUCCUUUAUUUGUAUUAUAUUUAUAUUCUUUGUUUCUCAAUUCUAUUUAAUUAUUCACAACAUGUUUCAGAUAAAAACGAAAGAGAAAGAAAACAAAUAAACAAACAGAACCAUUUAUAUGCAGACAUUUAGAUGUUUAAGAAUAUGACUGAUUCUGAACUAAAACAUACGAAACACAAGUUUUAGUAAAAAUCAAUAUUUACCUAUUUCUUAUAUCUCAAUGAAAUUAGAGACAAUCCGAUGUAAAGAACCAAAUUAAGAUAUUAGUCCAGAAAAAAAAAAGAACUUUAAAAGAAAAAUAUUCAAGAAAAUUUGGUGUAUAAAAAAUAACAAAUUCAAAUCUAUUUCUUUAAGUAUAAAUAAAUCAAAUAAUCGAAGGAUUAGAAUUUUUUAAUAAAAAGUACCUGGAGUUUUAUCGAUUUCCACUUAAAUAUCUCAAUAGAAAAACUAUUAGUUAUUUUGUUUUAUAGUAAAGUGGAUUAUUAAGCAACACAACACAUACACAUGGAAAGAACAAAGAAACAUAACUGCUAAAGCAAAAAAGACUGCUUUACAACACUACAUAUUAUAGGCAAAGCAUUAAAAUUGUGAAGAAGAUACAACGAAAUCCUCCCCCUCCUGAUAAAAAAGUAUAGUGGAAAAUAAAAUAAAUCAAGCUUAUCAAGAAUCAACACAAGGCCAACAUAAUAAAAACAAAAUAUUUUAAUUAAAGUGAGACCAAAUGAAAUGAUUUCAGAAUUCAACGUUGGAAAAGUGAUAGUCCCUACACAAGCAUCUUGUGGUUGGAGGAGCUAUGGCCCAAGGGUAAAAUUAGCACUCAAACAAAGUCCAAAUCCUCUCAAAUCUCACUUGAAAAAAAGAAGAUAAUGCCACUUUCUUAAGCAAAUCUUACUCCCCACUCACUCAAUCAGUAAUCAUCUCAAGCUAUUUAUAAGACCACUUUGAAUUCUCCAGAAACAGUAAGAAGCAAAAACCAAACAAAACAAAGAGACAAGACUUUGAUUCAAAGCUUUUUUAGGAGUGUAAGAACAUGUCGUCAAAUGAAUUAUAUUCUUCAGCUCAAGCCUUCCAAGAACAAGUCAGUGGCGGUUUUGUCUCUAGAAAACUGCUUCUGCACAACCCAUUUGACCACAACACUCAACAAGCCUUCGUGGUCGCACCAUCUUCCCUAAUCACACAUGAAAACAACCUCAACGGGAAUGUCUUGAUGCUUCUCUCAGUCCUUAUCUGUGGAAUCAUCUGUUGCCUUGGUUUACAUUACAUCAUUCGUUGCGCAUUCAGAGGUACUUCAAGUUUCAUGAUCUCUGAGCCUAUCUCCAGUCAUUCAACACGACAUGGGUCACCAAACAAAGGAAUCAAGAAGAAAGCUCUUAAGAUGUUCCCGGUCGUGAGUUACUCACCUGGGAUGAACCUGCCGGGGAUCGGUGAAGAAUGCAUCAUCUGUUUGUCAGAUUUUGUUUCCGGUGAGAAGCUCAGGCUGCUACCUAAGUGCAACCACGGAUUCCAUGUUCAUUGCAUUGACAAGUGGCUUCAACAACAUCUGACUUGUCCAAGCUGCAGACACUGUCUUGUUGAGACAUGCCAAAAGAUCUUAGGUGACUUCAGUCAAGCUGAUCAAGUGAUAGCAGCAUAUACAGAGAGCACAAUUGUCAGGAUAGCUCCUCUACAACCUGAAGGAAGAGUAAACACUUUAAGAGAGAGCAGCUAAAUGGUCAGAAAUCUAUGCUCAUGUUGAGAAUAUAUUCUCAAGUUAGAUAUAAGUUUGUAAAUCUGAGCAAAAUUCAUGUCUAUAGCCAUAGAAGAGGUCCAAAAAAAAAAAAAAAAACAGGAUAGUUCAAUUUUUUUGUCUUUCUUUAUUUUGCCUGUAACACAAAGUGUAUACAGCGAGAAUAUAUUUAUAUUUAUCA